Messenger RNA from Oppiella nova, 1657 nucleotides. Lineage: Eukaryota; Metazoa; Arthropoda; Arachnida; Sarcoptiformes; Oppiidae. The record is from the annotation of a GenBank genome assembly.
GGUUAUGAUAUCGAUAGACAUAAACACACGAAAUGUUCACUCAAUUCACUACACGAUUGCAUAUGAAUUGCAAUCCUGUGGACAAUACUUGCGGUUAAAACACGUGUUGUUUCGCUUAUAAGCGUCGAUCGCAUAGUCCGAUGCCAUAGACAGCGCACGUGUUGUUGUGAUUUAGUGGACAUAAAACACACACAAUAUGCACACAAAUAUCAACACUUCAUAAACGCUUCAAUCAUUUGAAUGUUAUUUUCCACUCAAAGCUCAAUGAAAAACAAAGUUUUAUUUAUUUAACGCAAAGUUUUUUUUAAUUAUAAAUAUUGUAUUUUAAACUUAAAAUUAGUAUUUUUGUAAUUAUAACUCAUAAUCAGUGCUUUUCACACCAUAUUUGCAUAUAAUAUACACUAUUAUCUCAUCGGAUACCUCUUGUGGCCAAACGACAUCCAAUGACAUAUCAAUGGGUUUUAUAAUAGUCGACACUUUGGUUGUGUUCAUCACUCAGAUCUUAUUCUUCUGCAUCGGAUGGCUAUUCUUCGUGAAGCAACUGUUUCGCGACUACGAGAUCCAUCACCUCUUCGUUCAGAUCCAGUUUUGUGUCACGUUUUCGCUCUCGUGCUCUAUGUUUGAGUUAAUCAUCUUUGAAAUCGUCGGCAUUUUGGACACCAGUUCCCGUUACCUGCACUGGAAGAUCGGUAUAUACGCCAUGCUAUUCAUGCUAAUAGUGAUACUGCCCUUCAAUAUCGGGUAUUUCCUGAUCGCAAACCUCCGGUUCAUUCGCCGGCACUUCAUAAAGCCAUUGGCGGCCGCCGUUUGGCUGCUUUUCAUAUACUUAUUCUGGAAGAUCGGCGAUCCCUUUCCCAUCUUAAGCCCCAAACACGGCAUACUGUCCAUUGAACAGGGCAUCAGCCGCGUGGGGGUCAUAGGGGUCACACUGAUGGCCCUGUUGUCGGGUUUCGGUGCCGUUAUGUAUCCGUACACAUCGAUGGCCUGUUUCAUGCGCGCCGUCACUCCCGCCGACGUGUCAUCUCUGGAGCGAAAACUGUUGCAAACGCUGGACAUCAUCGCCAUGAAGAAGAAGAGGAUAGCGAUGAUCGAGAAGGAGAACGAAAGGAAGUCGGUGUCGUCGCCGGUGUCCAGCAUCUGGUCGAUGCUCAAGAGUGUCUCACUCCAGGGCCACGACGUGUCGCAACUGAAGCAGGAGUGCCGGACGCUGGAGGAGCUCUCCCGGCAGCUGUUCCUCGAGUUCGUCGAAUUGAAGACAAUGGAGGAGCGGAUCGUGUGGUCGAAGACUCUGAAAGGAAAAUAUUUCAAUUUUCUCGGAUACUUCUUCUCGAUGUACUGUAUUUGGAAGAUAUUUAUCUGUACGGUUAACAUAGUGUUCGAUAGGGUGGGAAAAGUAGAUCCCGUGACCCGCGGUCUACAAAUUGCCGUCAAUUGGGUGGGUCUUCAGGUGGACGUCAGGUUCUGGUCCCAACACAUCUCAUUCAUAUUAGUGGGCAUUAUUGUCAUCACUUCGAUCCGGGGUUUACUUAUCACACUCACCAAAUUCUUCUACGCGAUCUCAUCGUCCAAGUCAUCCAACAUAAUAGUGUUGGCUUUGGCGCAGAUAAUGGGCAUGUAUUUUGUCUCAUCCGUGGUAUUGAUCCGCAUGAAUAUGCCG